GAGUUUUCUAGUCUGUGCACCAAGUUAACAUCCAUGUUGUUUCUCGUUUCAAGAGAAGGCGAGGGAAAGAGAGCGAGAGUCGUGAGUAACAAUAAGUCGUGGGAGACAAGAGGUCGUGAGUGGAUUCGUCGAUGAGAGUUGUUUGUUCUACCAUGCUUCUUUCUUGUGUCCUGGAAGAAUGAGAGUUCGAGAUGCAGGUUGAGGUGUGUAUCGUGACUAGAAAUACUCCUUUGCGCGAAGAUGAAGGAAACGAAGUACAAUUCGUAUACCCGCAAAAGACAGGUCGUUGGGGACAAACUUCUUGGCAGCCUCCUCCGUUUGCUGAGUCUAAAAGUUAUAUCAUUGAUACCCCUGGAGUGGGUACAUUCAUUCAUUACCGUGUUCCUGUUCGUGAUAUUAAUACUGCAUUUACUCAUAGCACUCUUGCUACAUGGCACAUCUUAGACGUGUAUCAUACUGCUACCUUUCGUGUAUUAGACAGAUCAGACUACUAAAUGUGAACCUUAGUGUCAGUAGGAAGUUCAAGUCGAAUCUAUCAGUUCGAACAUUUUCUUAAAGUCAAAUUGAUUGGAAUUCCUUGCUGUACUUGAAUUUAGUCGUUGAAUCCCCAUGGAGUAAAAGGAACAAGCAGCAUGGGCCAAACUAGCAGCAGCAGUUACGACCCACAGGUCGUCAUCGUGCGUCAGGAAGGAGGCUGCACCGGCGGGCAGUGCGUGGACCCUUGUGGCCCGCCAAGAUUUGAAGUGGAUCCGAACCGUGUGGACCCAAGACUCUUUCAAGCAGGACUGAGACCCCAGGUUUACCAAGAGGUGAUCGGCAGAAUCAAUAGCAAGUUUGCGUCGCGCACGUGCAUCACGUCGCACCGGCAAUGGUUUAUCUGGAUCGUGGGCUCCGUUACAGGAAUGGUCUUUUUCGCGAUGAUAAGGGAAGAGCGCGUGGAGUGUGAUGUGUCCGCAACGUGCGAACUGAACCUGGAUAGGAGAGGAUACGUCGCGCCAGCUGGGGAGUCAGCCGACAACCCGAAGUCAUGCUGCGCGUACUAUAACUUGCUAUGUGCCGCUUGUAUCACGAUACGCCUCCCAGAAGGGAAAUACUAUAAGCAUAUUAUUUUGGGUUCUACCUGGGUGGGGUAUAAUUCGAAUGCGCAACGUCUCAGUGUCAGUGUUUCUCUCACUCUCUACUAGAUGAGAGGGAUUUAGAAAUUUCGGACCUUACAAACAUUACGCAUCCACGUGGUAUUGCUUUCUGAAUAGGUACUACUGCUGCGACGGCGAGCCAUCAGAGCGUCUACUGGAAGAGUCAGCGUCUCAGGUAACAAAGAGAAGUAGGCUAGCGCGCGCGUUCAACCGUCGACCGAUGGGACAUGCUGUUGCUAGUGGCAGUUGGAUGCAAAGAGAGCGACGUCAAGCGGCCAUGGAUGGACAGGCGACUGACUUUUCGGAGACACGCGAAGUUUUAGACCAGGUCGUUUCCUUCCGCGGCCUCUCUGUAGACGUGACGACACCUGCACAGUGCAAGGUACACGAAAAAACGGAACGGAGCAAAUGCUUCUGUGAAAAGGGUCGCAACAAGAAAAAAGAGCAAUGCGGUGGCACAACAAAGAUUUUAGGUACAAUGGAGAGCCUGAAAAUCUGAAUAGGAUCUAUUCUGCAUCUCAUGAAAGACGGAAAAAUUAUACCAGAAAGCGAGGUAACAUCUGCAUGUACUUAAUUUUUUUCUCCCAUGUUGUAUCAUGACUUGACAUCAGGGCCGCAUACUAAACACGAUGCCGUGAUCUGGCCUUUGGCUUUAGCGAUCCUAUUCAAUUUGGUCUUCGUUGGCGUCCCCGGAAUGUGGUUCAUAUGUUUUAUGUGCGGUAUGAAGCAAACAAUUCCGGAAUCCCUGAAUAAAGCGUUCAACGAACAACCCAUACCUGCAAAUGGCCAAUUCCACGUUACAUAUGAGCCAGGAGGAAAACACUCGCAAGCUUAUAUCAAGAUCCGGCUACCCGUCUCCUUCGCGAGUCAGUCGCCUAUGGUACUGUAGAUACUCAUCUGGUAUUCUUGUGCUCCACGCACUUGAUUGCAUUUUUUUUACGACGAAGAUCGUAGGCACCAGAUAAGUAGAUGAAAAAUCUCAAAUCUUUUACCGUAGGUCGGGCAGCCUGUCCAAGCGCAACCGAUUUCGGGGCAGAUUAUGCAAGGCCUGGAUCCUGCUAGUGGAAAAGUUAACUAUUACCAAAUGCAGCCCAAUGCCAAUGGGCAGCUUGUCCCCGUUCAGCUGAGCGCUGAGCAGGCGCAACAGAUAGGUCUCAACCCUGCGGCCGUACCUUCAAGUGCGCCUAUGGAACAACCAAAUGACUACGGUUAUUCGGCAGCUGACUAUGGUCGGAAAUAGUGCAAGCACGCGCAACCACGGAAGGCGCUGCAUCGGAAAGUCCCUAUCGGGAGUUAGAACGGAUGAAGUAGCACAGUCUUUUGGAGUCUCUAUCGUCAGAACUCGCGAUGGUUUUCGUUUCGGAUUUCUGGAUGUAAAAAUCGUCUCGCAGUGCUGAGGCAGAAGCAAGAGUAUGCAUUGAUUUAGCAAGACGGUUUUUCCGAAUGCAGUUCCUGCUGAAGUGUAACUCAAGUUAGUACUUCGUGGUUCCUUCUUUAAUUCGAUUCCUGCCUAACCUUCGGUAUUGCGGACACCCCAUUUCUUUGUCUCACGCGGGCACAUGCACGUUUUUUUGAAUUCGGAUUAUACCAAUUAUCUGCAUACUCAUGAUCGCCCCAUCGUGUGCAUAACCUUAUUCCUUUCAUAAUAAAAGUUCCACCUCCUCUUUCAUAAAAGCUCGCCAUGCGGGGACACCUUUAAUGCGAAAUAUCCCCAGCUGUAAUCGCCCCAUUCCCUUGAUGCAUGCAAUGAGUAUGAAAGCUUGUUUAGACCUAGUAAUUCCAACACUGCGUCUUUCAUCUUGAUGUUGUUUCUAAAAAAUAAGUCUAUGUAUGUUCACCUUCGGACUUCGUUCCCUUUUUCGUAGUCGUGGGGUGUUUCAUGCCUUGCAUUGAGAUGCUGUAUAAGUAGAGCUACUGCAAAUAGGACUAGUACAAGUUUCAUGACUGGUAAUGCAAAGUAGAGACAGAGAUGUGACCAUCGCACCCCGAGCAUCUCACACGCGGUCUGACUAUUACUACUAUAGUCGAUCGACGCAUUACAACAUCAUGUCGAAUUCAACAUAGUGCCUUUUGCAAGCUUACAGUCCAGAAAGUGAUCAAACCGAAAUGCAUGGAUAGUCUCAUGAUAUCGCAGUUAUUGCCGCACAAAUUGGCUCAUCACGGCCAAAAAAGUAUCUAUAUAAUCGGUACUCGUUGUUCUCUCCCGAUGGAAAAAGAGGAC
Amoebophrya sp. A25 is the source of this 3357-nucleotide messenger RNA. The record is from the annotation of a GenBank genome assembly. NCBI's taxonomy places the organism in Eukaryota, Dinophyceae, Syndiniales, Amoebophryaceae.